Molecule: messenger RNA, 4178 nt
Organism: Trichoderma asperellum CBS 433.97
Lineage: Eukaryota; Fungi; Ascomycota; Sordariomycetes; Hypocreales; Hypocreaceae
Source: RefSeq, a predicted model, not a curated record
CGCCAAUAUAUAAGUAUGGAGCGCCCAAAGAAGCCUAAAGUACAGUGAAGUUGAUUUGGCGGAAAAACUCAAAGUCUAUCAAAUAUGCCUAGUCAGAAGCUCCCGUUCCAUAUUGCUGUCGUUGGCGGUGGCAUUGGCGGCCUUUGUGCAGCCCUUUCGAUUCAUCACCACUGCCCCAAAGAUGGCAGUGUUAUUAUUGAUGUAUAUGAGCAAGCACCAGAGUAUAAGGAGAUUGGAGCUGGCUUGGGUAUAGGAGUCAAUGCUGCCAAGCUUCUUCAUCGCAUUGGUGUAGGGAAAAACUUAAAUGAGAUCUCCGGCCAUCGUAAUGGCAUUUGGAUCUCGUUCCGUCGAUAUGACAACGGUAACGAGAUUGUUACCGUGCCAGUGGACGACCGGCAGGAUAUAAGACAAAGCCCUGUUCACCGAGCUGAAUUUUUGGAAUUGCUAUUUAAUCAUGUCAAUGAGCGGAACGCAGCUACUCUGCACAAUAAUAAGCAGUGCAUCGAGUUGAAGGACCAAGGAAGCUUUGUUGAGCUUCAUUUCGCCGAUGGAACGACGGCAACAGCAGAUCUAGUUGUUGGAUGUGAUGGAAUUCACUCCAAUAUUCGCUCUCAAUUUCGCUCUGACAAUCCCAAGUAUAGCGGCCGUAUGUGCUACCGAGGAUUAGUACCAAUCAAAGAUCUCGAGACUUGGUGGCCUUUUAAGUCGUAUUCCAUUAGCUGGCUCGGUCCAGACAAGCACUUUCUAGCUUUCCCCAUUAGCAAAAACAAAACCCUCAAUAUUGUUGCUUUUGUAUAUUCUGAUGACGAACGCGCGCUGGAGAGCUGGACAGCAACGGGCCACCGAAGCGAGGUGCAGAAAGAGUUUGAGUCUUUCGACCCUACGGUCCGUAAAACCAUUUCUUUCAUGAACGAAUUUCCGUCCAAAUGGAUUUUAAAUGACCGCGAACUCUUGGAUCAAUGGGUCUUUGGAAGCGGCAAAAUAGUGCUGAUGGGAGAUGCAGCGCACGCGAUGCUUCCACAUCAGGUAGGAGCCGGUGCUGGCCAGGCUAUUGAAGAUGGCUAUGUCCUAGGAUUGGCCAUAUCUGACUAUCUUUCGGCAUCUUCGGGGGGAAGCACGCAAACACUCAAACAGUGGAUGCAAGUGUACCAAGAUGUUCGUCUCCCCCGUGCUCAGAAAGCGCAGGCUACGGCUCGCCAAGCUGGGCAAGUAUAUGAAAUGCAGACACCUGAAAUGAAGGGCAAGACUUAUGAGGACUGCCUCCCUCUUGUGCGAGACAGUUUAAAAGACCGCAUGGGAUGGAUCUGGACCGGAGAUAUUGAGGCAGAGUAUAAAGCAAAUAAGCAGCGUUUAGUGGACUCACUAACAACAGGGACUGUGAAGGAUGGCACGAUAAAUUCCAUUAAUGAACACGAAGCGCUACUUGCCUGGGAUUGGUGGCGUUGGGGGGUGGAGAAUCCGGGUACGCGCCAUAUCUCCCAGCGCCGCCUAGCUUAUUCGCGAUCCGGGAACCGUUUCGUCUCCAAUUCGAUUUCAUUCAUACUCUCAGCCGGACCAGUCCAGCACUCGCAGAACAAUGCACCACGAUUCGCGGCUACCUGGAUACCACAGGUCGAUUUAGCGCAUCGUUGUGCGACGGCGUCCCUAUCCCGAGCCGCGACUUUUAUGGCUGGACCGCGAACGACCACGUCCCCCAUGCCAUCGACCGCACCGGCCGGUGCUGGCUCUGAGCGCAAAGAUGGCCCCAGAAAGCGCCGGCGUGCGACAGUGGCAUGCCGCAGCUGUCGGCAGCGCAAGACAAAAUGUGACCAUAUUGUGCCUGCACAGGCGUCCGAUGAGAUGCUCCGCGGCAUGACUAAGUCGGCGCAGGCAUACAUCCGAUCUCUAGAACGUCGCGUACGCAACUUCGAGGACAUACAGCGAGAUAAGACCCAGCGACCGCAGCCGUCACAUCCUCUGCCAGCCGUCCAGCACAAUUCUCCUGUUCCAUCAAUUAUGCAGUACGAGGCGACGAGGUUACCGCCAAUGCCGCACCCUAUCCAGUCAAUAGGUUGGCCAGCGGGCCGCAUCUACCAUCAGCAACAUCACCAUGUUCUCCCAACAACCCCAGAUAUAUUCCUCAGCGGCAAGGCUGGAGAAUCUUUCACGCGGCUUAUACUCAACGCCAUGAAUCACCCCUCUGCCAAGCUGGAUGCUCGGUCCUUUUCCUCCCCUAGAGACUACUCUGUCGAAUCGAAGAGCCCAACUGAUCUCUUCUCGCUGCCUCCCAACGCCCAAGAAUUGCUCAAAAUAUACUUCGACUUCCACCAUGAACUCACUCCAAUAUUCCAUGUUCCUUCCAUCAUGGCUCAGUUUGACCAAGUCUUCAACAAUCGUCAUGCGGGUCGAACGACUGAUCAUAUUUACACACUGGCCAUCCUCAACAUGAUAUGUGCGCUGACUGCAGCACACAGUCGACGGGGACAAGAGGGCUCGGACGUCAUAUCUCGCAAGUAUUACGACACUGCCAUGCAACUUAUGCAACCAAAUCUCAUGUCAGAAUGGAGAAUUGAAAAGGUUCAAGCCUUGCUUCUCGGCGCCCGCUUUCUGCAAAGCUCCAGCUAUAGCGACGAGUGCUGGACAGUGCUCGGCCUUGCCAUCCGUAUAGCCUAUGAUCUAGAGUUGCAUAGGCCCCCUGACCCUGAGAAGUUCGACUGCAUAGACCAGGAAGUUCGCAAGCGGGUGUGGUACGCAUGCUUUGGGCUGGAUCAGCUUCUCAGCAUGAUUUACGGCCGCCCUGCUGCCACCUCAACGACUACGUUCUCAACCCCUCUACCGGAAGAUCUAGACGAUGACUGCAUUCGGCCAACCCGAUUAUUAUUCCCCUCAGUCCAAACUACAUCGAGCAUGUCAUUUUUUCUACAGGUUUCGAAACUAUAUCGUCUUUUGGAAGCGACAAUGAUGCUAGGUGGCCAACCAACGUUAUCGGACUUGGUCAGACUAGACGAGGAGUUUGAGGCUUGGCAGGCCCAAAUGCCUGACAAGCUUCGCAUCCGAGAAGGGGUACCGCCGGAAGAAGAAUCCACUCUUAUCCUGGCGCUUCGGGCCAACAUGGUCUGCAUAUUGAUCCAUAGGCAGUCGCUGGUAUCGGGUCUCAGUGCACUUUCAUCGGCAUCUUCUUCUUCGGCUCCAAUAACCAAAGAAUGGGAGGGAGGUCGCCUACGAACAAGCAUACUACAGCGUAGUCGGCAAGUUUGUGUUAGCACGGCAGAGGAAACAAUUCGACUGGUAGCUGAGCGGCAUGACCGGACCAAAAAAGCAAUGGGGCCCAGCUGGUUCAAUUUAUACUAUUUGUUUACUUCGAUCCUCAUAAUCGUCUCCCAUGUCGUUGAUCCAGAGUUUCGAGAUGACCGAAGCGCAUUGAUGCACCUGGACCAAGCGGUAAACAUGAUUCGCCAAAUGUCUGGCAACCACCUCUGUGCACAACGGGCAUAUGCAUUUUUACAGCAGCUGCUUGGUUUUCUAGACAGGACUAUACCCGAUGAACGACGGAGGACGGUUGAGCGGUACAAUACUCCCCCGACUGUCAUGCCGGGAAGUGACAGAUGGGCUGGAGAGGCUACAACGUAUAGCAACAGCACGACGCUACCAGAGGAUGAGGCCACUGAAGACGGGGGCGUCGAUUUGUGGUCACUGUGGGACACUACUCAGGAUCUAACCAUGGAUCUAGGCUCUCAAUUAGAGCUCCAUUCAAAUCUAGGCUCAGCCACCUGGUCGUGGGGUGUGGAGAACCCCGGAGCUGGUGCUGAGUCGUUGAUGCGAUCUCCACCAGUUCUUAACGGAGUAGUGCCUGGAUAAUCACUUCACAAAUGUGAAUAGAAUAAUUAAUAACUGAUGUAAAUUUUAACGUAGCACAUGAGACAGAGCCUUUCAUGGUAUUUACAACCAAAGCGCGGGUUUGGCAACAUGAAGGAUCAUGAUUCAGCGAGCUGUUUAUAUGGUGACAAGCGUCUAGAUACUACACGGAAUGAACUGGCUUCGAAGCUAUGUAGCUAGGCAGUAGCGCAUUAUACGGAUAUACUAGCAGCUUCUUCAGGUGAACUCCUCCUAGGACGCAAAACACGGUUCAUAGCCAUGAUCACAAACUGAAAUCUAGUUGACUCUCCGCACAGCUGACAAAAUGCCCUUCUUACCCCGCG